Messenger RNA from Suillus subaureus, 1113 nucleotides. Its product is annotated as cytochrome P450. Gene Ontology annotation, molecular function: monooxygenase activity; heme binding; iron ion binding. The transcript is spliced from 8 exons. The record is from RefSeq and is a predicted model, not a curated record. The coding region runs from base 1 to 1113 and encodes 370 amino acids. NCBI's taxonomy places the organism in Eukaryota, Fungi, Basidiomycota, Agaricomycetes, Boletales, Suillaceae.
AUGGUCCCUGCAGUUGAAGGUCGCCUUGCUAUCCUCGUUAUCUUAUCUAUUUCAUUUGUUGUCGUGACUGCCCUCAGGCGAUUCAUUAAGAGCAGACAGACCAAACCUUCCCUUCCUCCUGGCCCAGUGCCAAUCCCACUGUUAGGGAAUAUCCUAUCUAUCAAUACCAAAAAACCUUGGUUGACUUAUACUCGAUGUCAUGCUAUUUAUGGGGACUUGGUGUUCGCGCGGAUUUUGGACCAGGAUACGGUGGUGAUCAAUUCACAACAUGUUGCACAAGCCUUACUGGAAAAGCGCUCUUGGAUUUACUCCGAUCGACCAUACGUGGCCACAGUCGAGCCAUGUGGCUGGUCAAUCAACUUUGGAUUCACAGGGUGUAAUGAUGAAUGGCAUCGUUGCCGACGACUCUUCCACCAAACUUUCCGUCCUGAUUCUGCACUCAAGUUUCAUCCGAUGCAGAUGAGACGGGCUCGUGAGAUGAUCGUCAACCUAAUUGAUGACCCUCAACAUUAUCAUUCCCACUUUGCAACAUUCACGUCAUCAAUUGGGAUGUCUACUAUAUAUGGCUACCAGCCCAGCGCUCGUGAUGAUCCCCUGGUUCAAAUUAUGGAAAAUGCAUUGAUUGUCGGCCUUGAGAUGAUGACCCCAGAGAGAGCAGCCCUGCUCAAGGCCUUCCCCUUCUUACUGAAGUUACCUGACUGGUGUUGGGGAUCCUCGAUUAAACGCGAUGCUCGAACUUCGACCAAUCGCAUGAGGGAAAUGUCAGACGUGCCGUUUCGGUAUACGCAACAGCAUAUGGCCGACAGCUGGUCACUUGAACGAUUGUCGAUAGUGGCAGAAAAUCUGCGACAGAUUGAGAAGCAAGAUGAGGCAUCCAAACCAAUGUCGGAUACUGCUUUGAAGAAAACCGCUACUACUGCUAUGAUAGGUGCAUAUGAUACAACUACUUCAACCCUGAUGGCUUUUGCUCUCGCUAUGGUGUCUUACCCAGAUGUUCAACGACGCGCGCAAGCGGAGCUCAACUCAGUGAUUGGAAGAGAUCGCCUACCUGCAUUUGAAGACAGAGCAUCACUACCAUAUGUUGAAUCAAUUCUGCGGGAGACUUUGCGAUAG